GACUUCUCACUUCACAUCACAGCCACAGCUAAACACCACCUCCUCCUUAGCUUCACACCCGACUUGACUGUCUAGUAUUGGCUCUUUGAGUACUUGUUGCAUUGACUCAGAGCAUACUCACUCGACUCGGGUAUCCUACAUCAAACACUCUUACCGCUCGAGCCUGUUUAUGGUCAACGACAACGUUCAGUCAGCUUCUUCCUAGGUUCUACUCUUCACACGGCCUGCCAACAUGGCCACCUUCCAGCCCACAUUCGAAUCCUCACUUGACUUCACAAAGCCGAUGGAGUUCCCUGCAGAUAUGAGUGACCACGUCGAUCCAUCCAAUCUGAUGUCGUCCUACCGGCCCUCAGACGCCGAAUGGCUAACCAAGGAUCCCUUCGAGAUCUUGCCGUGGGACUCAUUCGGUGUUGAUCAGACCUUCAACCCUUUCACGGAAGACGCUGGUCUUGUUGAACUCGAGCCUCGCUCUUAUGCUACUAGCAAUCACGGCUCUCCGGCGGGGUAUGGAGGUUACACGAUCAAGACUGAGGAUGCCCUGUCAGAUGCAUCUCCUCUUUCAGACCCCGAGAGCGAGAUGUGGUCCCCGUCACAUAGCAACGACAACAAAAGCGGGAGCGUAUCCCCCGUCGAGACUAUUGGUGUCACCAAUAAACCCACAACCAAUACCAUCAUCCCCCUGCGAAAGGACUCCAAUGCUUCCACGUCAUCAACAUCAACCUGCUCGCCAUCCUCUCCACUCGCCUCGCCCAAAUCAUCAUCCUCUUCAAAAUCCUCGAAUAAUAAAUCAAGCCGGUCGGUCCUCUCACAUGACAACGACGCAGCAGCAGUCAUGAAGCGGAAAAAGGCAGCACACAACGCCAUUGAGAAACGAUACCGGACAAACAUGAACGCGAAAUUUCUUGCUCUGGGAAACGCUAUCCCCCGCUCCGGCGUUUUUACCGGUACACAAUUAGCCUCGAACAAGGGGCCGAGAAAGCAUUCCCUCUGCCAACCAACUCGAGACGGAAGACGACAUCAAGAACAGCAGCAGCAACAGCAACAACAACAACAAAAUAAAUCCGAGAUUCUCACAAACGCAUUAUCAUAUAUCCAUGAACUGCAGGAUGAGAACUCAAGAUUAAAAAGUGAAUUACUCGUUCUGAAGGAAAAUCUAUUACCAAGAGGGAAUAUGAUGUGGCGGCGAUAGACCAGAUUUCCCCCCCCUCCCCUUCGAAAAAUGUGUUAUUUUUUGAUAUCCACUCCUCCCAUUACAACAACAUCCCCGAUAUUUAAUACGACCCAUUUUUCGUUUCAGGCAGGACCAAGGAGUUUUUGGAGCCGGGUGCUUCGAUUUUUUUUAUUUUUUAACGAUAUGUACAUAUAUAUAUACCUGAAGUCUCACUUCCACCUUAUACUAUAACUACAAUGUGCUGGAAUCACUUUCUACUCUCGACAUUGAUAAUGAAUAUCAUUCUUACC
Messenger RNA from Talaromyces stipitatus ATCC 10500, 1461 nucleotides. Its product is annotated as HLH DNA binding domain protein, putative. Gene Ontology annotation, molecular function: protein dimerization activity. The transcript is spliced from 2 exons. The record is from RefSeq and is a predicted model, not a curated record. NCBI's taxonomy places the organism in Eukaryota, Fungi, Ascomycota, Eurotiomycetes, Eurotiales, Trichocomaceae. The coding region runs from base 233 to 1189 and encodes 318 amino acids.